This is a messenger RNA of Kwoniella shivajii, 687 nucleotides long. RefSeq lists its product as uncharacterized. The transcript has 2 exons. Bases 1 to 687 code for a protein of 228 amino acids. Lineage: Eukaryota; Fungi; Basidiomycota; Tremellomycetes; Tremellales; Cryptococcaceae. The record is from RefSeq and is a predicted model, not a curated record.
AUGGCCGCUCGAGCAUCAAUCAGAGUUUCAAUAGCUUGGUCCGGCGCUGAUGCAAUCGAGGAUACCGAUACCCUCGUCAUGACCAUUGAUGGAUAUUCUCUUGAUCUGAGAGUAUUCGUCUCUGGGCCGGACACUGGCAGUAUCGACUGGUCCACCGUAGCUCAUGUUAGCGAAAUUGAGGGAUCUACCAAAGAGAAUCCCAUACUGAAAUGGGAUCACAUCAUCGAUAGUCGACCUGAAACAGAUUUGCCUGAUCAAGGAUCAUUCGCGACCCUUCCCAAUGGAGAUGUCACCGAGAUUGGAACGAUGUUUAACCCCAAGACUAACGACUAUGAGCCAUAUGUGGAGACUUGGCGUCGACUGCAAUUACCUACCUCGGCACCAUACCUUGUUCUCCAAAGAGAUGAGAGUGAACAAGUGGAUGGGCCCAAAGUUCAAGCCUUUUUGGGAAGAGUGGGAGAACAUGCUUUGGGAUUGGCCAAGACUUCUGAUGGGAGUUUUUUGGCAUGGAGGGAUAGGGUGGAAGACGGACAAUGGAAAAGAGUCUAUCAGUUUGGAUCAAAUACGGAAAUGCUAAAGGAAUGGCUGCCAAGUUUGCCUAUAGACACGUCAGAAGAAUGGUCGAAAGGAAAUACAGUACAACUAGGAAGCGGAAAGUGGGAAGUUAAGACUGUGGGUAGCCUAUAG